ACGUUCGUGCGCGUCUGCCGCUAGGAUCAGACGCUUAGUUUUUAGUGUCUUAGCAAAACAGAGCAGUAAAUUGUGUAUUUAUUUAUUAAGUGCUAAGCUCUAAUCGUGCUGCUUCCAAUAUUUAAAGUUACUUUGUAUGUCUCUAAUUCAUUACUUCUAAAGUUACAUAUAAAACGAUUUUUCGUGCUCUUCAAAAUGGAAGAAGGAGACUCGAAAUCUGGGAAAAAUUCGCCCAAAACAGAAGAGAAGUUUGGUAGCUGCUAUUGUGGUAAGGAGAGAAAUUUUAAUAUAGUCGAGCUACUGUGCGUUACAUGUAACCGCUGGUUCCACGAGUCUUGCAUCGGAUUUCAACUAGGCCGUUUGGUCCCAUUUGUGAUGAAUUAUGUAUUCGUCUGCAAAAACUGCUCCAUGACUGGUCUUGAAAGUUUCCGGAAAACGCAAGCUACCAUCCCGCAAAUGUGUAUUACUGCUAUAGCGAAUCUGCAACAAGCUGCUACGAAGGAGGGUAAAACGCGGCUAAUGUUUAGCAAGGAUAAAGAUAUUAUUCCCUACAUGGAUCAUUAUUGGGAAUCGAUGACAACGAUGAGCCGCAGAUCGACACAGUCAUGGUAUGCUACCGUACAGCGGACAUUGAUUAAGGAUAUUAAUUCUCUGUUCACGUAUGAAGAAACUAACGAAAACGGGCAAAUGUAUGGUUUGGUAGUGCAAGAUUUAGGUCAGAUAAGGCCAAACUAUGAUGAAGGAGGCGGAUUGGGCGCACAGAAUCUGGCCAAAGCGGGUCGGCAACCAAAGCGUAAAUUUCCGAACAACGAUCAGGGCGGCGCCCUGAACAAAAAGAGUCGAAUCGGAACCGAACUGGGUGCGCUGGUGAAACUUCCUGCGCACGGUUAUCCCUUGGAGCAUCCUUUCAACAAAGAUGGUUACCGAUAUAUUCUCGCUGAGCCAGAUCCACAUGCCCCUUUUCGGCAAGAGUUCGACGAGAGUGCCGAUUGGGCUGGAAAACCUAUUCCCGGGUGGUUGUAUAGGGUACUUUCACCAAAUGCGGUUCUGAUAGCACUUCAUGAUCGCGCACCACAGCUCAAGGUAUCCGAAGAUCGCCUGGCGGUUACUGGCGAAAAGGGAUACUGUAUGGCAAGAGCGACGCAUUAUGUAACGCGUGGAUGUUGGUAUUGGGAGGCGACAGUAGAGGAGAUGCCUGAAGGCUCUGCUUGUCGUCUAGGUUGGGGUCAAGAAUACGCUAAUUUGCAGGCUCCGCUGGGCUAUGACAAGUUUGGCUAUUCGUGGCGCUCGCGCAAAGGAACACGUUUUCACGAGUCUCAUGGAAAACAUUAUAGCGAUGGUUACGGUGCAGGGGAUACACUGGGUUUUAUGAUUGUACUUCCAGAAUCUAAUCCAUCAGGGCAUAUUCCCAGCACAUUCAAAGAUCGACCGCUAGUUAAGUUUAAGAGUCAUCUUUACUACGAGGAAAAGGAUAAAGUAACCGAAACUUUGAAAACACUGAAAGUGCUGCCGGACGGAAAAAUUUUCUUUUUUAAAAAUGGUGUUUGUCAAGGUGAAGCAUUCACUGAUAUUUUUGGUGGGGCAUAUUAUCCUGCUUUAUCGGUUCACAAAAAUGCCACGAUUAGUCUGAAUUUUGGGCCAAAUUUCAAACAUUCGGAAGUGCUAGAACAGUUUAACACAAAAGGGAUGAAUGAGCGUGUAGAGGAGAUAAUCUGCGAGCAAACUAUGGCUGACAUGAUGUACUUUACCGAAAAUGACGGAAAACUGAGAUUGGACAGCUAUAAUAUUUAGGUAGUCUCCAGGGUUAUAAAUAAAAAUUGUCUCCUCAAAUAAUAAA
Messenger RNA from Wyeomyia smithii (pitcher-plant mosquito), 1837 nucleotides. It is a transcript of the gene ash2, whose product is annotated as set1/Ash2 histone methyltransferase complex subunit ASH2. Gene Ontology annotation, cellular component: Set1C/COMPASS complex. The coding region runs from base 196 to 1791 and encodes 531 amino acids. The transcript has 5 exons. Gene Ontology annotation, molecular function: protein binding; transcription cis-regulatory region binding. The record is from RefSeq and is a predicted model, not a curated record. Lineage: Eukaryota; Metazoa; Arthropoda; Insecta; Diptera; Culicidae.